Molecule: messenger RNA, 1188 nt
Organism: Parnassius mnemosyne (clouded apollo)
Lineage: Eukaryota; Metazoa; Arthropoda; Insecta; Lepidoptera; Papilionidae
Source: the annotation of a GenBank genome assembly
AUGCAAGUCUUUCUUUUACUGUCGUAUUUACUAAUAAAUGUAGAUAUUUAUAAUGCUUCAGAUUAUUGUUCCUCUGAAUAUGAUUGUUUACAAAACAAAAAUAGAUACAGUCGAGAAAUAAAUGAAUGGACAACAAAAAUAAAUGAAUACAUAAAAUUAGCAACAGAAACCUAUAAAUCUUGUGAAAAAUCAAAUUGUAGUUGCCAUAAAGCUGUUAUUGACCAGGAUCUGUUACCUUUUAAAGAUGGAAUUGUGAAAGAACAAUUGGACAUUGCUAAAUUAAAGGGAACAAAAUAUCAGAUUAUCGAGGGAAAAGUAUAUAGACAAAAGGAGUGCCACUUUCCAUCCAGAUGCUCUGGUGUAGAACAUUAUUUAACUGCAUUGGCACCUAAAUUGCCAAACAUGGAACUUGUCAUAAAUACUAGAGACUGGCCACAGAUUAACCGUGCUUGGGGUCAUAAGAAAGCUCCAGUAUUUUCUUUCAGUAAGACUAAAGAUUAUUAUGAUAUAAUGUAUCCUGCCUGGAGUUUUUGGGAAGGUGGACCAGCAAUAUCAUUAUAUCCAACAGGAAUAGGUCGUUGGGAUCAACAUAGGCUGUCAAUAUCUUCAGCUGCUGAUAAGUGGCCGUGGGAUAAAAAGGAAACGCGAGCCUUUUUUAGAGGAUCAAGAACUAGUGAAGAGAGAGAUGCCUUGAUAUUGUUAUCUCGUUCUAGACCCGAUCUUGUGGAUGCACAGUAUACAAAAAAUCAAGCUUGGAAGUCAGAUGCGGAUACACUUUAUGCACCUCCUGCUGCUGAAGUAUCAUUUGAAGAUCAUUGCAAAUAUAAAUAUCUGUUUAACUAUCGAGGGGUUGCUGCCAGUUUCCGCUUCAAGCACUUAUUUCUGUGCAAAUCUCUAGUAUUUCAUGUUGGAGAUGACUGGUUAGAAUUCUUCUAUCCAUCAUUAAAACCAUGGGUACAUUAUGUUCCUAUAAGCCCAAAAGCUAACCAAAAUGAUAUUAUUAAAUAUAUAGAAUAUUUUAAAGAAAAUGACUCCUUAGCUAAAGAAAUCGCAGAUCGAGGCUUUCAACACAUUUGGGAUAAUUUGGCUGUGAAAGAUGUCAAAUGUUAUUGGAGAAAAUUAUUAAAAAGAUAUGCAAAACUUCUCAAGUAUGAAGUGAAGAAAGAUAUAGAUCUGAUGGAACUAUGA